This is a messenger RNA of Phragmites australis (common reed), 2282 nucleotides long. RefSeq names its product probable proline transporter 2. The record is from RefSeq and is a predicted model, not a curated record. The coding region runs from base 626 to 2107 and encodes 493 amino acids. Gene Ontology annotation, cellular component: plasma membrane. NCBI's taxonomy places the organism in Eukaryota, Viridiplantae, Streptophyta, Magnoliopsida, Poales, Poaceae. The transcript has 8 exons.
AUUUGAGCUUGAGAACGGAGAGAUUCAUUUUUUCCUACGCUGCAAACAGUCUCUGGAACUGAAAGUGUCAUAUGCAGAAUUAGGAUCGAUCGGUUCGUUGUUGGCGGAGGAGAGGAGAAAAGAGACCAGGCAGGCGGAUUCCAUUCCAAGAAGGAGCGCGAUGCGAUGCGAUGCAAGAGAGAAAUCCAUCAAUUUCCAUAUUCCAACCAACUGAAAAAACAUCCUCCGAUCCAACAAGAUCUUGUUGGUUGAGUUGAUUGAAGCAACCAACUCCAACUAACUAACGCAUUCUUCUUCCCCUGCCUUGCACCGCCGUCGUCAGCUCUCUGCUUCUUGCUCGCUGCCGCACCCCAUAAAAGAAAGAGUUUUGCCUGGCUUUGCUACGGUUGAUUGCGACUGCAAUUUCUUUCUCCACCACCUCCUUUUCUUCCCCGUUUAUUGCAGGAGGAGGCAUCGCUCUGCUUUGCUUGCUUUGUGCAGAGUUACUCCAAUCUGCUGGUGGUGGUGGUGGUGGUGAGGGAAUCGUGCAAAAGGCAAGGCGAGCCGAUUGAGGCUGCUGCUGCGCGACCCCGCCGUGUGGCACGCCCACAUCCCUACAUUGAUUGGAUUCCCUCAAAUCAAAGCAAUGGAUGCCUCCUCUUCUUCUUCUUCUUGCACUACCACGGGCACGGAGCACCUGCACCUGCACCUGCACCCGCACCCGCACGACGACGAGUGGCCAGCCGCCCUCUCCAACUACGACUAUCCUUCCUUGCCCACCCUGCCGGGUCUAGGGGAGACCGCGGAGAGGGCGCCGCUCCUGCUGCCCGACAAGAUCAUGGCUGCCGAUGAGAGGGUCCACAUCUCAGAGGAUACGGCGCACCAGAUUAGCGUUGAUCCUUGGUAUCAAGUUGGAUUCGUCCUGACAACGGGGGUGAAUAGUGCAUAUGUUCUUGGAUACUCUGGAUCAAUCAUGGUCCCUUUAGGCUGGAUCGGCGGGACAUGCGGCCUGAUCCUAGCUGCCGCAAUAUCGAUGUACGCUAAUGCUCUUCUUGCAAGACUUCAUGAAGUUGGUGGCAAACGCCAUAUCAGAUACAGAGAUCUUGCUGGACGCAUAUAUGGAAGAAAAAUAUACGCACUUACAUGGGCUCUGCAAUACAUUAAUCUUUUCAUGAUCAACACUGGCUUUAUCAUCUUAGCUGGCCAAGCUUUGAAGGCAACAUAUGUACUCUUUAGGGAAGACGGAUUUCUAAAACUUCCCUACUGCAUUGCAAUAUCAGGGUUUGUCUGUGCUCUUUUUGCCUUUGGAAUCCCUUAUUUAUCUGCUCUCGGGAUUUGGUUGGGAUUCUCCACGGUUUUCAGCCUCAUCUAUAUUGUGAUAGCAUUUGUGCUGUCACUGAGAGAUGGAAUAACCACACCUGCAAGGGAUUAUAGUAUUCCUGGAUCACACUCAACUAGAGUCUUCAGUACAAUAGGUGCUGUAGCAAACCUUGUAUUUGCUUACAACACCGGAAUGCUGCCAGAAAUUCAAGCAACAAUAAGGCCUCCUGUGGUCAAGAACAUGGAGAAGGCUCUAUGGUUCCAGUUCACCGUUGGUUCAUUGCCUCUCUAUGCUGUGACCUUUAUGGGUUACUGGGCUUAUGGUUCCUCAACGUCAGGUUAUCUACUGAAUAGCGUCAACGGUCCAGUUUGGAUAAAAGCCGUAGCAAAUCUGUCGGCCUUUCUUCAGACUGUCAUAGCAUUACAUAUAUUUGCGAGCCCAAUGUAUGAGUUCUUGGACACAAGAUACGGAAGUGGACAUGGCGGUCCUUUUGCAAUCCACAACAUAAUAUUCAGAGUUGUUGUCAGGGGAGGCUACCUCAGCAUCAACACGCUGGUGGCGGCGAUGCUCCCAUUCCUUGGCGACUUCAUGAGCCUGACGGGUGCCCUCAGCACCUUCCCCCUGACGUUCGUUCUUGCAAAUCACAUGUACCUGAUGGUGAAGAGGCAUAAGCUGUCCAGCCUCCAGAAAUGCUGGCACUGGCUGAAUGUUGUUGGGUUCAGCAUAUUGGCUGUUGCGGCCGCGGUUGCUGCGCUACGGCUUAUCAUGCUUGAUUCCAGUACUUACCACCUUUUUGCUGAUCUUUGAAGUUUUUCGGCGGCGAUGGGCUCCUUGAUCAUUUGACAGUUUUAUCUUUUUCUUUCUUCUUUUUUGGGUGUUAGCUCAGCAUAGUAAUGGAAACAGUCAAUUCAAGGCUGCAAUAAUAAUGUAGGCAAUCUUUGGUUGUUUAAAUUCGGUCCGAAUUGCAAGUUGUUUCAGAUAA